CUAAAAUACUUUUUUAUUUCCUUCAAUUUUUUUCAUUCAUUCCUCUUCCCUUGUUCUGAACCCUAAUUUUCGAUACUCCACGGCCAAUGCAUCAGAACUCUCCACUAUUGAAUUUGGCCUCACCACCGUCAUUUCUCACCCUAAUUCUUCCGCAACUAUACCGUAGGACACGCUUCAAUCCCCUCAUAUUUUCAUUUUUUUCUUCUUGUUCCUCGAAUAUGUAUGAUGCGAAGAUCUCCACAGUUCAGAUGCACCUGUUUCACGGUAUGACUUUUCUGAAACGAAGCUCUCAAGUGCGAGUGGGAGUAAGAGGAGGGAAGGGAAAACUCUGGAGGUGUUAUGGUUUCGAAACAAUGGUGAGUGUAAAGAUGGAUGAUAAAAGAAAAUCAGAAAUUGAGGGUGAGUGGGGGUGGCUGGUGGGGCCUAAUGAUGUUGUGAUUUCUUAUCUUUUUGGCCGUCCAAUCCUUUCAAUUCAUAAUUGGUUUGAAGGAGACUUUGUUGGAAGACUAUGAUCAGAGCAACAGACAAAUGUAGCGUCCUUGCUGGCACGCCUCUAACCACGCACUUGAUGGCCCACUGUGUCAUUUUUCCGGUGAGUUGCACCUUCAUGAGUUGGUGGUGCGCCGCCGAAUGAGGAGCUCCGGAAAGUGGGGUCUCGCGGUGGCCAUGGUGAAGGAGUUUGAGAAGCAGUGUGGGACCCCAAUUGCGAAGCUGAGACAGGUGGCUGAUGCCAUGGACGUUGAGAUGCACGCGGGUCUUGCUUCUGAAGGUGGCAGCAAGCUCAAGAUGUUGAUUACCUUCGUCGAUAAUCUCCCUUCUGGAGAUGAGAAAGGACUCUUUUAUGCGUUAGACCUUGGUGGCACAAACUUCAGAACACUUCGUGUGCAAUUAGGUGGGAAAGAGAAAGGUGUUGUGAACCUAGAGUCUGAAGAAGUUUCCAUUCCUCCUCAUUUGAUGACUAGUUCCUCACAUGAACUGUUUGAUUUCAUCGCUGAUAAACUUGCAAAGUUUGUUAGUUCUGAGCCUGAAGAGUUUCACCCUGCCCCUGGUAAACAAAGGGAACUGGGUUUUACCUUCUCUUUUCCAGUGAGACAAACAUCAAUUUCAUCUGGGACUCUAAUAAAGUGGACCAAGGGUUUCAAUAUUGAGGAUGCGGUUGGAGAAGAUGUGGUGGGUGAAUUAACCAAAGCCUUCGAGAAAAUGGAAGUUUACUAAAUCUUAUUUAGCUAUUAUCUGGUACAAGUUUACUUUGACAUAUAUUAGUGACAAAGCAAUAUUCACAAGUCAUGCAGAAAUUUCAGUCUUGAUUUUUAUUGGCUGAGAUAGACUAUUGAUUAGGCAUUGAAAAUGUUGAAUCACGGUUACCAAAGUUUACUGCGACGCAAGCCAGGUUACUAAUUUGGUUCAUUUGACUUUAUUGGCCUUUCUUUAGUCAUUUUUGAAUGUACGUGGGAUUUAUGGGA
Vigna unguiculata (cowpea) is the source of this 1463-nucleotide messenger RNA. Its product is annotated as hexokinase-1-like. Gene Ontology annotation, molecular function: glucokinase activity; ATP binding; fructokinase activity. NCBI's taxonomy places the organism in Eukaryota, Viridiplantae, Streptophyta, Magnoliopsida, Fabales, Fabaceae. Gene Ontology annotation, biological process: intracellular glucose homeostasis; glycolytic process; carbohydrate phosphorylation. The record is from RefSeq and is a predicted model, not a curated record. Gene Ontology annotation, cellular component: mitochondrion; cytosol.